Molecule: messenger RNA, 3444 nt
Organism: Magallana angulata
Lineage: Eukaryota; Metazoa; Mollusca; Bivalvia; Ostreida; Ostreidae
Product: MAPK/MAK/MRK overlapping kinase-like
Exons: 14
Coding region: 353-1765 (470 amino acids)
Biological process (GO): intracellular signal transduction; protein phosphorylation
Cellular component (GO): nucleus; cytoplasm
Molecular function (GO): ATP binding; protein serine/threonine kinase activity
Source: RefSeq, a predicted model, not a curated record
AGUUAGAAUAAAAAUCAAAUUGAUAGGAUUGAGGAAAAGAAACAAGUGCAGCUAGUGUGAUAUUUUUGAAAAUUCAAUACACUAUUUUAAACUUCGAGUCGAUUUACGGGUGGAAUGAACAUUCUACGUUCUUCUUGGCAAAAUAUUUCUUGUGUAUCCAGGUCACUAAAACGUUUGUAAAAAAAGAGCUUGGCCUUCGCUGCUGUUUGACAUGUCAAGUGUUGUUCGAAACUGUUGAAUAAAGUAUGAAUGGGACGGAAUGGUUUCAUCGGAAGUGUUGUUACGAAUACGUUGGAUAGAUUUUCUUGUGUUCGCCUGGUUUAAUUGUGGAUGACAUCCAAUUUGUGUCUGGAUGAACCUUGUAUUGCAAAAGUACCGAAUCUUAGGGAAAAAGGGUGAGGGGACCUUUUCCGAGGUUCUAAAAUGCCAACAUUUAAAAGAAGGCUCAUAUUGGGCCUGCAAAAAGAUGAAACAAACUUAUGACAGUUUAGAACAAGUGAAUAAUCUAAGGGAAAUUCAAGCCAUGAGAAGACUCAGCCCCCACGCCAAUAUCCUGGAACUCCAGGAAGUCAUAUUUGACAAGAAGUCCGGAACUCUAGUCCUUAUAUGUGAAUUAAUGGAUAUGAAUAUCUAUGAGUUAAUACGAGGAAAAAGACAUUAUUUACCAGAAAGAAAAGUCAAACAUUAUAUGUAUCAACUUCUUAAAUCGGUUGAGCAUAUGCAUAGGAAUGGAAUAUUUCACAGGGAUGUGAAGCCAGAAAAUAUCUUAAUAAGGGAAGAUGUUCUGAAACUUGCAGAUUUUGGUUCUUGUCGAAGUGUCUACUCAAAACAGCCUUAUACUGAGUAUAUCUCAACUCGAUGGUAUCGGGCUCCGGAGUGUCUACUCACUGAUGGGUAUUAUACCUACAAGAUGGACAUAUGGAGUGUGGGCUGUGUCUUCUUUGAAAUUCUUAGUCUUCACCCUCUUUUCCCUGGUUCAAAUGAAGUUGAUCAGAUUGCUAAGAUACAUGACAUAAUGGGUACUCCCGACUCCAGUGUUCUAGAUAAACUCAAAAAGUCAAGGGGAAUGAAUUUCAAUUUCCCCCAGAAGAAGGGUACGGGUAUUGAACGUCUCCUCCCUCACUGUACGCAGGAGGCCAUCGAACUUAUUUAUCAAAUGUGCACUUACGACCCUGAUGAGAGAAUCACGGCAAAGCAAGCCAUACGACACCCGUACUUCAAAGAUCUCAGGGCAACAAAACAAUCAAAGCAAAGGGAUGCUGACAAGAGAGCAGCAUUGGCAGCAAAAGCCAAGGAGAAGGAUGACCUGGAGAAGAAAGAGCAAGUGCGCCCCCGAGACAAGGACGAGACUGCCACUAUUACGACGCUCGAGGUGGACACGUCGCGGACUGAGAAGAAGAGAUCCGAGACAGAGGUGUCCAUUCCCAGCCUACCCAAGGCCCCCUCACUGCAAUCUCACCCACACAUUUUUAAAGACAGGAAAAAAGUGGAUAGAGUGCGUCGGCAUCGCAGGGUGUUAGCGGAGAGCCAGCACCAGUAUAAUCACACAGGCCUUAGUUUACCAAAAGUGUCCAUGAACCCGUCCUUUCAUACCAGUUCUUUUGGGAAUCAUUAUAAUGCUCACAACCCCUCGGCCUCCACGGUCUCUCUCCUCCCCAGUCUCAGCAGCACAUACAAGGCCCCAAAGCAUGCAAACAAAGCUAACAAGCACAUAUAUGGCAGUUACCAGCUUCCAUCACUGGACAGAAGGGGUGCAGGAUUUUAAGACCAGCAUCACAAGCUUCUUGAAAAUCUGAUGACCUCAUAACAGGAAUCAAAGACUAUAUGGAGUGUUCAUUUUUAAUUCAUGAACAAAUCUAUAAAAGAUUACUGCAAUGUGAAUUUUGUUUCAUAAUUGUUUUGUAGAGAGAAAUGGAUUUGAGGAAAUUUGGGACUUAUAUUGUUUAAUGAUUUAAUGAUUAUAUUUUACUGAUUUCCAGAAUUUUAACAAAUAGGGUUGGAACUCUGUGUACUGGUGUGUGCAUUUUUUUAUUUAAUGCCACAGAACAGUUUGUUAACUAAAUAGUUUUAUUCAAUCAAAAGGGAGGCAAAACAUUUUCUGUCUGUGCCAAUGAAAAUAUUUCCAUUCAGUGUCAACUUCUUUUUUAAUUAAUUUCUCUUACCAUCUUUUGUACCAAUGGUUAUACAUGUUCAUUUUCUUUAUUCACAGGGUAAAAGAAAUUUUUAUUUGUCUUAUUUUAAAAAAAAAAUGCUUUAGCUACAUGAUGACAUUAAAAAGUCCAUACCUGUUAACUGGUGUACCGGUAUAUAUUUUGAGUCACUGGGGUAUUAAAUAUUGUUUUAUAUGGUCAAGAAUAAAAUUGCUGUUAUUAUUGUGCCAAACAAUAUAAGACAAAGCAAAGAAGUUUAUUUUUAUGUAUAUGUUGUCAUUCAAAUGUAUUUAUAAAAGGUUUGUCAUCUCUUAUUAUAGAUACUAAAUUGGUUAAAAAUUGACCACUUGUACAAAGCCUGUACUGAAAAUUGAAAAAAUGACAUCAUUGAUCACAUGUAUGCUUGCUCCUAAAAAAUGUGUGGUCUAUAUUAAACUUUGUAUUACAUGUACUGACAGGAAUAUAAAGUAAGUGCUAAAGAAUCCUUUGACUCCAAUUAUAACAUUCCAUCUGAUUGGUUUGAUCAGAAGCCAUUUGUUUUUUAAAUCAUAGUGCUGUGUAAAAUAUGGACAUUAUUUACUAGUGUAGCAUAACCAAUUCAUGUUGUUACAGGUAGAUAACUUUGAGGUAGGUUAUGAGCUAUUUUUGAGGUAUAGGUACCAAUUUGUUUUUGAGGUAGGUUAUGAGUUUAUUUUGAAGUAUGUAUAAAUGUCAGGUUUUUUUUCUUUCCUGAGACCACCAUAUAAUACCAGUAUUAUUGUAAGAUGCAUAUAUCUGAGGUAAUAUUUUUCUCAAGUUACUGGCCAAUUUUUUGCAAAACUCUUCAAGUUUAUUUUCUUUAAUUCAUGAAACUUUUACUUCAGUUAGAACGUUAUCAUAGUUACAAUAUUUAAUGUUCUUCUAGUGUGAAUAAAUUGAUGAAACUGUAUUGUCCCAAGAACCUAUAUUUAACCCCACAGCUGUUGACAUUCCUUUUUCAUGUCAUUGACAACUUUAAGGUGAAUAGAAAGAGAUGGUGAUCACAGUUUAUUCUCUGAUAAUUUGUUACAGUGUAAACCUAGUGUUUGAUUUUAUGGCUUUAUCCUCUAGUAUUCAUUUGAUUCCGUCCAAAAAAAAAUUAUUUUUUGAUUUUAUGAGUAUUUGUUAUUUAUUUUGCUCAUUUAUUUUGUAGUAUGUCUUUCAAAGCCAUUGUGAUAAAUGUAUUUUGUAGCAUUUGUAAUAAGUGAUGUAGAUAUGAAUAUUAGUCUGAAUCUUACUGAUGUAUUUAAAAAUCAAUAAAUUCUCUUAUAUAUGA